CGCAGAUAGCACACUCGGCGCGCGACGAGUGCAAUGUCGCACUGGCUGCGAUCUUCGUAUCAGGAAACAACCUACCGCACACCGUGGUACAUGCACGCAAAAAUGUCAGAGAUGCUGAUGUAGCUCUGUGACUCUGCAGUUUAUGCAUUGCGCCGAUGUAGCUAUAAAUCAUACACGUGAUGUUAAAUAUUUCAUAUAAGUUAACUUGCGAAGCUUACAGACGUACUGCGUUUCGUUUUGUUUGUUUACAGCAGCGUAACUAAGUCCAGAGGAACCUUCAUGACUCAGAGAGAUCAUAUAGCCAAACAGGUAUGAUUCACCUGACAGUCCGGUUUGACCACAUCUUGGCACUUGUACGUGCAACAAUCCUAGUAACGAAGAGAGCCGACCGGACCAAAUUUGGCAGUGAGUUAUUUAAGCAAAUUCUCUCUGCUGUAAUGAUUCUUUUUAAUAUUUAGUGGUACCACUAAGUAGGUAAGGCAGAUUUCUAAAGUUUGCGCGCCAUGAGAGCAAGAAGAGUCGUGAAGACUGUGCUAAGUGUGGAGCAGGACGAGGGUGACGGGGCCCGCGUCCGCCGGAGUAUCGGCCGAAAGGAGCUGAGGAACUUGGAUCCGUUUUUGAUGUUAGACGAGUUUAAUGUUAGCAAGCCGGCUGGGUUUCCUGACCACCCUCACAGGGGAUUUGAAACCGUGACCUACCUCUUACAGGGCGUUUCUGCUCAUGAGGACAGCUCUGGACACAGUGGAAGACUCGGCCCUGGGGAUCUGCAGUGGAUGACGGCGGGCCGCGGGGUGGUCCAUGCGGAGAUGCCCGUGUCCGAUGAGCCCGUCUGUGGUCUCCAGCUGUGGGUGAACCUCCGAGCAGCUGACAAGAUGGUGGAGCCACAGUACCAGGAGAUUAAGAGCAGGGAUGUGCCUAAGCCCAGCCAGGGAGGAGUUACCGUGGCCGUCAUCUCUGGGGAGGGACUGGGAGUCAAGUCCAAAGUCUACACAAGAACCCCAACAACUUAUCUUGACUUUAAACUGGAUUCUGGCGCAAAGCACACUCAAGCAGUGGCAUUAGGGUGGACAUCAUUCAUCUACACUCUUUCUGGAUGCCUCUAUGUUGGUCCUGAAACUGAUCAGAGGAAAAUAGACCCUCAUCACACAGUGGUGUUGGAUGAUGGUGACUGUGUUGUCGUUGAAAAUAAGGGAUCUGAACUUUGCCACUUUGUGCUGAUUGCUGGAGAACCAAUCAAUGAACCCAUUGUCCAACAAGGUCCUUUUGUUAUGAAUACAGAAGAAGAAAUCAAUCAAGCAAUCAAGGACUUUCGUUCUUGGACCAAUGGGUUUGAGGGGGCAAAAUAUUGGCGAUCAAAAAUAGGGAAUACCUGAAUUAGCUACUACUAGGUUUACUAGUAACCAUGUUGAAGAAUGAAAGACUCACUGUGUGUUCUUGAACAUUAAUCUCAGUGCUAUAUUAAUGUAACUUUAAUUAUAGAGCCUGAUCUUAAUGGGUUGAUAAAUUUGGCUUCUUAUAUCUUUACAUAAAACUAAAUGAGCUAUGGUGUAAUAUAUCUUUUUAUAUAAUUUGUCUAUAAUUCAUUUAGAAAGAAAAUGUAUGAAACCACUAUUUUUAAAAGAAUUGCAACAUCAUACAGCUGUUUCACUGUUGAAUUUUUGUCUAUGAGAGCACUGUGUAAUAUAUGGUGUUAGAUGGGCUCUGCAGUUAAACCCUUCCUUUGGAACCUGGAGUAGGACUCGGUGACAGAUGAAUGUGUUGAUAUUUAAUAAAUCAUGCCUCGUGUGUAAUAA
Paramormyrops kingsleyae is the source of this 1793-nucleotide messenger RNA. The record is from RefSeq and is a predicted model, not a curated record. NCBI's taxonomy places the organism in Eukaryota, Metazoa, Chordata, Actinopteri, Osteoglossiformes, Mormyridae.